UGAGGAGGGAGAAAGUCAUCUUGCUCGGGUCUCAGGCAGGGCCUGGGGCGCCAUGUCCCUCACCCCCUGGCUCCGGUGGAACGCGGCCCCACCUCGGCUGUCAUCGCGGAGUCCUGCCGAGAUGGUGCUGGAGACACUCAUGGUGGAGCUGGCAGGGCAGAUGCGAGAGGCCGAGAGGCAGCAGUGGGAGCGCAGCAAGGCGGUCCGGAAGAUCUGCACCGGGGUGGACUACAGCUGGCUGGCCAGCGCGCCCCGGCCCGCCUACGACCUCAGCCCCGGGGAGAGGCUGCAACUGGAGGACGUCUGCGCCAAGAUCCACCCAUCCUACUGUGGGCCCGCCAUCCUCAGGUUCCGGCAGCUGAUGGCGGAGCGGGAGCCCGAGGUGCAGGAGGUGUCGCGGCUCUUCCGCUCGGUGCUGCAUGAAGUCCUGGAGAGGAUGAAGCAGGAGGAGGCGGCGCACAAGCUGACGCGCCAGUGGAGCCUGCGGCCCCGCGGCGGCCUGGCCCCCUUCAAGGGCCGCGCGCGCAUCGCCCCGUUCGCCAGUGACAUCCGCACCAUCUCCGAGGACGUGGAGCGCGACGCGCCGCCGCCGUCCCGGACCUGGAGCAUGCCCGAGUUCCGGGCGCGAAAAGAGGACUGACCCGGCCUUCAGCUGCCCUGGGGCAGAGGCGGCUAUGGAGGGGCAUGAUAGGACCGUCCGGGUCCUGGAACCUCCCUACCCGCCUGCCCCAGACACGCGGGCCAAAGAGACCCCACGGCCCACCCCAUAUACGCCUGUAGGACGGAGCAACCCUUCCCGCCCACCCUCUCCCACUGGCCACUCGGCCUAAAGUCCGGGCUUGGAGCUGCAGAAAGGGCUCACUGCUCCCCUGAACAAGUCCUUCCCCGACCCGCAGAGAUGAGGGUCUUGGCAGACAAACCAGUCCCCUCUCCAUCUUUUACUUCUGUCUGGAAAGGGAAGAGUUGCCCUGCCUUUUGCCAAGUCAUGAGUUCUCACCCCAACUUAGGGAUGUCCUAUUCACCUCCUCUCCCUGGGUAAUGACAAGGGACCUGUUGGCUGGUGUCCAUUCUCUGCUGGUGACUGGUGGGGCCCACCGCUGCAGGUGUGUCACAGCCUUGUAGGUGGGCAGAGCUGGAAGGGACCCUCCCUACAGGCUUUCCUGUCCUUCCACUCCUAACACGGUUCGAUCUUGAUGAUGGGCAUGUGCUUCACCCAGUGUGUGGGUCAGCGACCGCAAAUCUGAAAGACAGGAAGAUCUCCCCACACACUCUGGGCUGAAGUCCGGCCUGGAGGGAUGGGUGGGCAAAGUGUCUGCCCCCAACUAUCAGUGCAUGCUCAGAAAAUGCAAGUUGGUCUUAAUAUUAGUCUAAACAAAAUGCCAGGAGAAAAUGAGGGGAAAUCUAUGUGUUUCCUGAUAAAACAUAGUGGUAAAAAAAUUUUUUGGCCACACAC
Molecule: messenger RNA, 1453 nt
Organism: Phacochoerus africanus (Common warthog)
Lineage: Eukaryota; Metazoa; Chordata; Mammalia; Artiodactyla; Suidae
Gene: RD3
Product: RD3 regulator of GUCY2D
Exons: 2
Coding region: 53-640 (195 amino acids)
Source: RefSeq, a predicted model, not a curated record